Eremomyces bilateralis CBS 781.70 is the source of this 1498-nucleotide messenger RNA. RefSeq lists its product as uncharacterized. The transcript has 3 exons. The record is from RefSeq and is a predicted model, not a curated record. NCBI's taxonomy places the organism in Eukaryota, Fungi, Ascomycota, Dothideomycetes, Eremomycetales, Eremomycetaceae. Gene Ontology annotation, biological process: regulation of DNA-templated transcription. Gene Ontology annotation, molecular function: histone acetyltransferase activity. The coding region runs from base 221 to 1192 and encodes 323 amino acids.
CCGCCUUCUAUUUUGUCAGUGUUAAGUUCCACGCAGGAUGCGAUGGUCAUUAUGGAUUGCAAAGUGUGGUGGUGAAUGCAUUAUUAGCCAAUCAGACGCAUAGCUCGUCGUCUUCCAUCAGUCGACUUGAAGAGCCGGCAAACAUGUCCAUCUUCAUUCAAUCAUUCCCCAAUCUCCAUCAUCCACGAUGACUUGAUAAGGCUCUAUUGGGGCCUCAAUUAUGGCACCCGUAUCGCCCAUUCAAACCACUCGACUCCAGAACGGCGGCAACGACUCGGAGCUCAAAUCACCACGUCUUGACCCCAAUGUCCUCGAUGUGUUCCUUGGGAAUCUACACAUUAAACCAUGGUUUGCGUCCUUUUAUCCCGAAGAACUUGUCGGCCCUAGGACAGAGAAGCUGUUCGUGUGUCCACAUUGCUUCAAAUAUGUGCGGGAGGUGAUGCCUUUCUUAGGGCAUACGGCAAUUUGCGCGAAUGAUCCUUCGAAUCCACCAGGCAGACUUAUCUACGAGAAAGCCCCGUUCACAAUCUACGAAGUUGACGGCGAAGAACACAAGCUAUAUACGCAGAACCUUUCGUUGUUUGCGAAGCUGUUCCUGGAGACCAAAUCGGUAUUCUACGACGUCACAACCUUCCUUUACUACGUUCUCGUCUACGCCGAUCCGACCCAGAAGCAAGCGACGCCGCAAGUGGUCGGAUUCUUCAGCAAGGAGAAAAUGAGCUGGGAUAACAAUAAUCUGGCGUGUAUUCUGGUCUUCCCUCCGUGGCAGAAGAAGGGGUUUGGACAGAUCUUGAUGGGCGCGAGCUAUGAGCUCAGUAAGCGGGAAGGGCGACUCGGAGGGCCCGAGAAGCCGCUUUCCGAACUCGGUCGUAAAGGCUACAUUUCCUUUUGGUCGGCCACAAUUGCACGGCUCCUCCUCUCACAGCCGGUGAAGAAGACUCUGACGGUUCGCGAGAUCCGCGACGAGACGUAUAUCCUCCCCGAGGAUAUCAUGACGACGUUGAAAGAGAUGAAGGUGCUAGAUCGGAGAAAGAAGGGACAGGCCAGUCUAGCCAUCAAUAAGGCGGAAUUAAGAGUUUGGGCAGAGAAGAUGAGGGUCUCGAUGGUGCCUCCUAUCGACCCGGGGGCGUUUAUAUUAGAAGAUGAGGAAGAGGCCGUGGAGGAGGAUGAAGAAAUGGAGGUCGAUGAUUAGAUGCCAUGUUUUUAUGAUACCCUAGGAGUUCGCAUAUGAAUAUCCUUCCGAAGUCUUGCUAGGCUAGAAUAGGACAUUACACUGCCAAAGGCCUAUGCUAGGACGGAUAGGCGACACUGCUCUCAUGGUCUAAGUUGAAGCGACAAUUCUCCAAGUCCAAAUCUACAACCAUCCUAGUCACGCGGUUAGUAUUGUGAGUCAGAUUGGGAGUAAGCCCGCAGCGAAAUAUAAUCCAGUGCCGUUCGCAUUCUUCUACCUUUUUCCUCCUAAGGACAGACUUUUAACUCGUAUCCACAUGAUUUCCUA